Molecule: messenger RNA, 8641 nt
Organism: Salmo salar (Atlantic salmon)
Lineage: Eukaryota; Metazoa; Chordata; Actinopteri; Salmoniformes; Salmonidae
Source: RefSeq, a predicted model, not a curated record
UUUCUAUGGCUUCUGGUUCACUCUGUUGAAGGUGAAUGUCCUCUCGUGUCUGUCAGCAUUUGCUGUCAAUGGCUUUCAUGAUUUAUUUUAUUUGAAUGUCUGGGCUUUUUACACUUUCGUCCAAAGAAACCAAUAAUGGAUAUUCUAUGGAUUUUAUGGAUAAUACCCACUGUAAUAGCUGUAGAAGAAACACUAAUGGACUCUACCACAGCGACAGCUGAGCUGGGCUGGACAGUCUAUCCCGUGUCAGGUUCCAGUGACAACAGCUGGGAGGAGGUGAGUGGAUACGACGAGAACAUGAACACCAUUCGCACCUACCAGGUGUGCAAUGUGUUCGACAACAACCAGAACAACUGGGUCCGCACCAAGUACAUCCGGCGCCGGGGUGCACAGCGCAUCCACGUGGAGAUGAAGUUCUCCGUGCGAGACUGCAGCUCCAUCCCCAACGUGCCCGGCUCCUGUAAAGAGACUUUUAACCUGUACUACUAUGAGUCAGACUCCGACACGGCCAACAAGGUGUCCCCGGCCUGGAUGGAGAACCCCUGGAUCAAGGUGGACACCAUCGCAGCCGACGAGAGCUUCUCCCAGGUGGACCUGGGUGGCCGGGUGAUGAAGAUCAACACAGAGGUGCGGAGCUUUGGCCCCGUGUCCAAACACGGCUUUUACCUGGCCUUCCAGGACUACGGCGGCUGUAUGUCACUCAUCGCCGUGCGAGUCUUCUACCGGAAGUGUGCCCGCGUCAUCCAGAACGGGGCUGUGUUCCAGGAAACCCUGUCGGGGGCGGAGAGCACCUCUCUAGUGGCAUCGCGUGGCGUGUGUAUCCCCAACGGGGAGGAGGUGGACGUGCCCAUCAAGCUCUACUGCAACGGGGAUGGCGAGUGGAUGGUGCCUAUCGGGCGCUGCAUGUGCAAGGCUGGCCACGAGGCUGUGGAGAACGGGACUGUGUGUAGAGCUUGUCCAUCGGCCUUCUUCAAGCCUAUACAGGGUGAUGCAUCCUGCAUGCAGUGUCCAAUCAACAGCCGUACCACCAACGAAGGAGCCACUAACUGUGUGUGCCGCAACGGUUACUAUCGCACUGACUCAGAUCCCAUCCAGAUGCCCUGCACAACGGUGCCGUCUGCUCCUCAGAAUGUUCUGUCCAUCGUGAACGAGACGUCUCUGAUGCUGGAGUGGCAGCAUCCUAGGGAGUCAGGUGGUCGUGAGGACGUGGUCUUCAACAUCAUCUGUAAGAGCUGUGGAGGGGGCCGCGGAGGCUGCACGCGCUGUGGCGACAACGUCCAGUUUGUACCCCGCCAGCUGGGUCUGACUGAGCCCCGGGUCUACAUCAGUGACCUGCUCGCCCACACACAGUAUACCUUUGAGGUGCAGGCCGUCAACGGUGUCUCUGACCAGAGCCCCUACUCACCACAGUACUCCUCCGUCAACAUCACAACCAACCAGGCUGCUCCGUCGACAGUGUCCAUCAUGCACCAGGUCAGUCGUACCGUGGACAGCAUCACUCUGUCCUGGUCUCAACCAGACCAGCCCAAUGGAGUCAUUCUGGACUAUGAACUGCAGUACUACGAGAAGGACCAGACCGAGUACAACUCAACCAUCAUAAAGAGCCAGACCAACACAGUGGUCAUCCGCGGUCUCAAAUCAGGGGCAAUCUAUGUGUUCCUGGUUCGCGCCCGAACCGUGGCUGGAUUUGGGCGCUACAGUGGCAAGCUCUACUUCCAAACCAUGACAGAAGAGGAGUACAACACCAGCAUUCAGGAGAAGCUGCCUCUCAUCAUCGGCUCUGCAGCUGCAGGCCUGGUCUUCCUCAUCGCAGUGGUUGUCAUCGUCAUCGUCUGCAACCGGAGGCGUGGCUUUGAGAGGGCAGACUCAGAGUACACAGACAAGCUGCAGCACUACACCAGCGGCCACAUGACUCCAGGAAUGAAGAUAUAUAUUGAUCCGUUUACAUAUGAGGACCCCAACGAGGCGGUGAGGGAGUUUGCUAAGGAGAUUGACACUUCCUGUGUGAAGAUUGAGCAAGUCAUUGGCGCAGGAGAGUUCGGGGAGGUGUGCAGUGGGAACCUGAGGCUCCCAGGCAAGAGGGAGAUGUUUGUGGCCAUCAAGACGCUGAAGUCGGGCUACACAGAGAAACAGAGGCGGGACUUCCUGUCUGAGGCGUCCAUCAUGGGUCAGUUUGACCACCCCAACGUGAUCCACCUGGAGGGUGUGGUCACCAAGAGCGCCCCUGUCAUGAUCAUCACUGAGUUCAUGGAGAACGGAUCACUGGACUCCUUCCUCAGACAAAACGACGGUCAGUUCACAGUGAUCCAGUUGGUAGGCAUGCUGCGUGGCAUCGCCUCUGGCAUGAAGUACCUGGCCGACAUGAACUACGUCCACCGCGACCUGGCCGCACGCAACAUCCUGGUCAACAGCAACCUGGUCUGCAAGGUGUCCGACUUCGGCCUGUCCCGAUUCCUGGAGGACGACACGUCAGAUCCCACCUACACCAGCGCCCUGGGAGGGAAGAUCCCUAUCCGAUGGACAGCCCCUGAAGCCAUCCAGUACAGGAAGUUCACGUCCGCCAGUGAUGUCUGGAGCUACGGCAUCGUCAUGUGGGAAGUCAUGUCCUAUGGAGAGAGACCUUACUGGGACAUGACCAAUCAAGACGUGAUCAAUGCCAUAGAGCAGGACUACCGGCUGCCCCCUCCCAUGGACUGCCCCUCGGCCCUGCACCAGCUUAUGCUUGACUGCUGGCAGAAGGACCGUAACAACCGGCCCAAGUUCAGCCAAAUCGUCAACAACCUGGACAAGAUGAUCCGCAACCCCAACAGUCUGAAGGCCAUGACCCCGCUGUCUUCAGGUGUCCAUCUUCCUCUCCUGGACCGCAGUGUUCCAGACUUCUCCAGCUUCAGUACUGUGGACGAGUGGCUGGAUGCCAUCAAGAUGGGCCAGUACAAAGACAACUUUGCCAAUGCUGACUUCGCCAGCUUUGAUGUGGUUUCCCAGAUGACCAUGGAUGACAUCCUGAGCGUGGGCGUGACGUUAGCAGGCCACCAGAAGAAGAUCCUGAACAGUGUGCAGAUGAUGCGUGCCUCCAUUAACCAGAUCCAGUCUGUGGAAGUUUGACCAUCCAGAAUGGAGCAGAGGAGAGCAGAUGAGAGGAGAGCAGAAGAGAGGAGAGCAGAAGAGAGGACAGCAGAAGAGAGGAGAGCAGAGGAGAGGAGCAGAGAAGAGGGGAUUGGGAUGCAGGGCUCUGGGUUCACGGAUGGAGUGGAGGUGUUUUUGCUUGACUGUGAACCUUGUCUUCCUACCAAACUACCGUCCAUCCACGGUCCCCUUUUUCAAUCCCUCUCCUGUCCUCCUCUAUCCCCUCAUCCAAAGUCCCCAUAACCUUUCAGGAUCAGCUCUGGAGGUUUGUGGCCAGAGGUCUACAUGACCAGACAUCAAUCAAUGUGGCCAACAAGGUUCCUUCUUGGAACCAGGAUCAUGAGAGGUUACUGACCAGCGACACAUUUCUACUUCCAUCUUCCACCUCGUUUUUUUUUACGGUGAACUUUUUUCUUACAUUUUUUGGUUUGUUUGAUUUAAGAAUUUUGUAAAGAACUUUGUAAAGAAAAAAAAGUUGAGAAAACUCAAGGAGUCUAUAAGUAUAGAUGUAAACUAGGUGAACUGACUAGAAAGACUACCCUUUAAAAGGGCAACAGACAAGAAGACAAUGAAAAAUGGGAGAUUUCAAGACCAUCACUUUCAAAAAGAAACUGAAAUAUUAUAUGUUGUUUUUUUUACUUCAGAAACAGGAAAGAAACAUAAAUCUUUGCUGCCUCCCCAAAAGCAAACAGCAGAAUAGACUGAGGAACUUGAUCUACACUCCUAUGGUUGACUUGGGAGACAAAAUAGUGUGAGCACCAUGGAAUGGACAUCUUUUGGCAGAAACUACUACCAUGAACAAAUUCAACAAAUUCAGUUAUCUACCAAUUUAAAGCAACACUUAAAAAUAAAAACAAAAUACCUUUUCUCAUAACAAGUAAUUUCAUUUUUCUGUGUGAAAAUGUUGAAGAUUUUCUCUCACCAUGCUUCCUCUCACCGUGGGAAAGUUGAUAUUUUUUCAAUGAAAACAUCACAACCUGCCAAAUGGAACAUCCUCCCUGUGUACCUCAGAUGAUGUCAUGAUCCUGUACAUAUCAGAUGCACUUGACAAUGGGACUGUGAUGUCAUCACUAUGUGCCGGACAUAGUUACUAAGACCUGGAAGUGAUGGAUUUAAAUUGUUUCUUUGGGUGACUAGAGGGAGGUUUUUCUUUGUUGUUAUUAUUCAUUUCAUUUUCCUUUUUGCAAAAUGUUAGUUGUGGAUUUUGAAGAAUCAGUGUAAUAAACAGCAAACAUACAGUACUUCCUCCAUGGAUGUAUGGAAAAAAAGAACAUAUUAUGGGUGUUUUCCCUACAAUGUUUACAUAGGAGGGCACAUAUGUUUUGGUCGUCAAAUUAUCUGCACUCUUAGAAAAACAGGUACUAUCUAGAACCUAAAAUGGUUCUUCAGUUGUCCCCAUAGGAGAACCCUUUGAAGAACCCUUUUUGGUUCCAUGUAAAACCCUUUCCACAGAGGUUUCUACAUGGAACCAAAAGAGUUCCACCUGGAACCAAAAAGGCUUCUCCUAUGGGGACAGGCGAAGGACCAUUUUGGAACCGUUUUUUGUAAGAGUGUAGAGUUUCCCCCUGUGUUUUAAACUUCACUGUGUGUGUGUGUGCGUGCGUGCGUGCGUGUGUGGCUAAAUGUGCUCUGUGUUACAAAGCAGCAGCUCCCAAAGCUGAAGGGCUAGUGUUUGAUAGCAUGCUGAGUUAAUGAUUGAUUUCACAGAGCUUUGAUAUGUUACACUUUACAGAACACUGUUCCGUAAGCGCUUGGAUUUGAUACACUUUACAAAAUAUAAUGUGCUUACAUUAUAUUUAGCUUUUUUUUCCAGAUUCUUUUUUAAUUUAAAGUAACUUUAUAUUGAAGUGUCAGGGUUUUAACACCACAUAUGGUUAUCUCACAUUGGUCUGGUCACGGACAAAUCUUUUCACAACUGGGCAGUAAGUAACAUUAGCAUGGGAUAGUGUAUUAUUUUACGCAUAUUAUUAUAUUAUUGUACAUCAUGGAUGAUGGGGAGCACUUGUGACAGCUUUUCCAAGUAGUCUAUUGGCAGGGUGUGUGAACACAGAUCAUACGAUACGAUGGGCCUCCAUGCCCUUAUGGAAUUUUAGGAAAUCAUUGUUGGUGCACAAACAUUUCUGAUAAGUGGAGUCCUUGAGACUUCUAUUUUCAUUUUAUAGAUACAUAUUGCAUUUACUGUAUGGCUUCUGUGAAUAGCUGUCUGAUGAACGGAGAGCUAUCUAUCAUUGUCAAUGUCGUUGUGGCCGAUGUGUUGUUUGAGGGGUUAGGGAGCCUGGGGGGGUCCUGUGUUAGUCAAAACCAAUGGAAUCCCUAGAGAUGGUAAAUCACACACUUUACAAACUCAGGCAAAUGAGAUCUGCACUGCAGAGCUGCUAAUGGAUAGAUCCACUGAGACAGGCCUAGUACUCGAUAUAGACUGAGGAGCCAGACAUGGAUCUCUAUCUGGGGCCCAUUGCUCAGACAUGUUCAUUCCUAGUGGGGGUCCACAGCCUGAUCACAGCCCCACUGACCAGACAGUGAUUCCGUCUAUUUCUCCUCAGAGCUAAACACACGCCUCAGAUCCCCUACUCUUCUCCUCCCACUGUCCUCUGUGCUCUGCUUUCUCUGAUCCAUGACUUUGUGACUCUGCAUGUUGUCAUGUUGACAGACCAGGUCUGUUUAAAAAUAGACAGAAUUUAUGUAGGCAACACACAAUCUGAGGGCACCGUGUUGGUCUCACAGUAGGUGGCUAUGUAAGCGGAGGUUCUUCCACAAAACGUCCUUCCUUAAGCAUCAUCAGGUGUCCGCUGUCUGUUUUGAGGCACUUUGCUGUCUGAACAGAACAGGAGAGGUGUCCUAUAUAGGCCUUAGCAUUUGACCCCUCAGCACAAAAGCAGUGAAAUCCCACCUUAGCUCUCAUCUGUCACUUAGUCCCCAUCUUAUUCCACCCACUAACCCAUAUGGCCAUCCAGAGUCUUUACAAACCUUGGGCAGGAGCACUGGGGUUUUCAUCCAGCUUCUGUAACAUCAUCCUCCCUUUAGUUUUCUGUCAACAGUACUGUGUCACCCUGCAUAUUCCAGUGCAGACUCCAUGACAGAUGAAACAGCAGGAAGUACAUCACUCUCACUGUUAGUCAUUGCCCAGAGUGAAAGGGUAAAUGAUUCUGUGACCCAACUGUCACUGAUGCCACCGUGCUGUUUCCUUUAAAAAAGAAAUUGCUAAAAAAUCUUCCUUUCCAUCUCAAAACACUUUAAUAUUUGAGGGCACCUCAGUGAUAUUCAGUAAAGAGCCAGCAGCCUGAGUCAGUCUUCCCAAGAUAUAGACAGAUAUCCCACUGUCAGGGCAAUUUCUGUUCAGGAAAUCAGGCUCAGCAGUACAGCACUAAUAUUUGUGCUGAAGACAGACAGAUGGAGUCUUGUGUCACUUGCAAAUGUCUCCAUUCAUGCUCUCUGAGCUGUUUGGUGAUAGUGUCAUAUUAAGGUGAUUAAGCGGGGGGUGUUUAAACAAAGUAUGUAUCCCCAUGUGACGUUCAAUCAAAAUACAGUAUGAAGAAAUGUUAUAAUGAUGAACUAAAACACACAGUAGUGGUGGACUCGUAUUUAGAGUUAUAGGAACGUAAAUAUAGGUAUUAAGAAAGUGUUUUUAUUUUCUUGAAUUAUUCUUGGAGGAGUAGGUUUGGUAUGUUACUUUGUUGAGAGAAUCUGGAUUCAUAAGGAGUUGAGUCAAGACUUUUAUUGGUUGCUCAGUGUGGAGCUAUGGAGACUGCUGAAAGCACUGUGUGAAGUAUUUAUUUCUUCUGUAUCUGAACCUAAUGGCAAAAAGAAACCUUGUUUAUUCACCCAUAGUUCAUCCAGAGCUAUCAUUUGCUAUUCGCCGGAGAAAAAGCUGUCGUCCCGCUUUCUUUUAUUUAAAAAAACAUUGAUAGCCCCCAGUAGAGCUCUGUGGUACUGUUUCAAAGCCCAUGCCUUCUGAUAAAACUCCUUGGCACAGUGGUCCUUUCUGGGCCCAUUGUAAUGGACCUGUAGUAUGUGAUUAAUCGAUCUGAUGGGAUUAUGAUGGGGGUUUUACAGAAUAGAUUCUGCUCACACUGUGAGGAUUAGACUUCCCUGUGUGAAUCCAUGAUGGUCAUUAUGCCACAAUAUCUCAUGUGAUGUCUCACUCAAUAGUUCUCUCUGGUGUGAAAUGAAAGGUUUUAAAACCCCACCAUAAGUACUGCAUAUGGGUUACUUUAUACAUAGAUGGAAUCAAGGAUAUUUUUACAUUGUUGAGAUUUUGCAGCUAGUUGAAGACGAGGAGAAGCUAAAAAGGUAUAAACACACACAUAGCUUUUUGUUGAAUGAUUGUGUGUUUUCUUCCCAAGGCCACUGAAAUAACAGGCAUUUUCAAGACAGCAACUUUACACUUAUUCAAAGCGCAAAGCGCAUACUAUGUUUCCAUUUUUCAUGAGUAAGAGCAUGUCUCAAAUGUCUGCUCCAUUUCUGAAGAAAAAAAACCCCGAAAUAUAUACUGUAGUUAUUUUUUAUUUUUUAUGUACUAUGUGCUUCACAAACAUAAAAUCUUGGGCUACCAUCGCUACAAUUAUUUAACAGUGCGGGGCAAUCUCCUUCAUACUCUCCGUUUUCAAUGUCCAGGCUCAUGCGACAGAUCAGACAUAAAGGAGCAUAGAAGCAUUAUGAUUAAACAUUGAGAGCAGAAUAUAACUGGGUUUUUUUGCAGUAGGGUUCUUUGUUUGGAAUAAACAAGGUAACUUGCUCCAGUAUCAGAACUCUGUCCUCUAAAACGCUUGUCUUUGUUUCAAUGGCUUGUAUCUGCAGAUACUGUUGAUGUUUCACUAUCAAUGUGCAUGUUAACUAAUGCAUAACAAUCUUUUAUUUAUAAAUCAAAACCAAUGUAUCUGAGAUGUUGAUUCAAUGCACUGCGGACGCAAAGAACAUUUCCCCUACUGUGUUCCGAUUUUUGAAGGACGGACGAAAACCAUUAUGUCUCAAUGUUACAAUUACACGACAGUGUGCAUAAACACAAGCUGUGCCGGCUCGUACUCAUUGGUCUGUGUUUGUGGACCAUCCAAAUAUGCCCCGAGCAGCAGUCUGCCUGCCUGCCUUUGUGGCAGUCAGUUCUGUGUGUAUAGAAAAUGGCUCCUGUGGAUAACUCUCUAACGUAAAGCGUCAGAGCCCCCUCUGCUGACAUGGUGGCUAAUAGCAGUCUAGUUGUGACAAAUUUCCUUGUGUUCCUUACGUUGUCUUAUUCCCCCACAUCCCCCUUCCUCCCCUAUGUUCUCACCUCUCUGGCUGUUGGUGAAGACAGACUGAAGAUGGCCCUGUCUCCCCUGGCCUGUUGUAGCCCUCGUAGAACAGUGCCGGCCCUGACCACUGUGACUGAUGUGGGAGGUCCUGUAUUUCUGUAUAAAUGUACAUUGACUGUAACCCUGUGAAUGAUGUAACAAUUUCAUUAUUUGUAAUAUUGUAAUUGGUUUAUUUUCUAAAAAUGGAAAGCCCAACUUGACUCUCCUCAAUAAAAAAAUGAGAUCUGUUA